AUGAGGUUGCAUUUCUCCCUCCUACUAGCUAUCAUUGCUGGCACUUCCGGCCAACAUCUCACCAUCUCCGGACUCUACCAGGGAAUGAGGAUGUAUCUCCAGUGGGACUUCACUAGUGUUGCUAAUACUAAUGGAUCAUGGAAGAUUGUGCUUUUCAGAUCGAACAACACUGAGAAUGAUGUCUUUGUUGGUCAAAUCAUCGUCGAACAGCGAGACUCUCAGGACAGUGAUCACUGGGACAUGCCUGACGAGUUCCAUGAAGGAUUGCCAGUCUUCUUUAUGGCUCAAGACUCGAGCGGCUUUACUGCGUCUUCAUGGUCCGGACCGUAUGAUUUUGGCAUCCCCGACCGCCUGGCACUCAGCAGAGAUGCGACACUAGAUCGGGAUGGAUACAAUUCAGGAACCUCACUGGACGUCAUUGGGCCGCCAAACCCUAGCCCUGGUUUAGGCAACACUGUCACAGCAACAGACUCAACAGGAGUCGCCACCACGAUUACCACUACAACGACCCGUGGGCCGUCGAGUGCUGCCAUAGGCACUACGAAGGCAUGCUCAUCUUCCCUACCAGACAACACCAACGAAACAACAAGCACCGGCGACGCAGCGGUCAAUGGGCUGACCAAAGCCGCCUUAUCGGGAGCCAUCCUAGGACCUGUGAUCAGUCUGCUCACAAUGUCCAUGGGUUUCGUCUACUUCAAACGCCGCAACUGGCUCCGUUGCUUCUGCUGUUCCGCAAGCGAUGCAGAGACAGUCAACGAGGUAACAGAGCAGCCGCAGGCGCCGACAUUCAAGUCGUUGCCCAUCUACAUCAACGAUGAAGAAGGCACCGAGUCGAUUGACUUCCCUUCUAUAGAACGACCGGCGUCUCUUGCAGCCGCAGAGGCCACAACUUCUAAGCCGGUCGACGAGAGCGACUGGCUGAAUCACUCACCUCCCGACGACAUUCGACAAUUGCACGUGCCAGCAACAGCUGAUCAAUUUGCUGGCAGCAAGCUCCGGAGUCAUCCACAUUCAUUCCAAACUAUCACUACAGACUCAACUUCGUCACGCAGCGACUCUCGACGUCAACAAGUGGAAAGUGGCAGAAAUAGGCAGUUUGCUCAUGAACUGUCUACAGACGGUGGAAUACCGACGCCAAAAGCAUAUUCUGGAUUGGACUGA
Molecule: messenger RNA, 1161 nt
Organism: Cyphellophora attinorum
Lineage: Eukaryota; Fungi; Ascomycota; Eurotiomycetes; Chaetothyriales; Cyphellophoraceae
Exons: 1
Coding region: 1-1161 (386 amino acids)
Source: RefSeq, a predicted model, not a curated record